Molecule: messenger RNA, 1156 nt
Organism: Mytilus trossulus (common blue mussel)
Lineage: Eukaryota; Metazoa; Mollusca; Bivalvia; Mytilida; Mytilidae
Product: melatonin receptor type 1A-like
Exons: 4
Coding region: 155-1156 (333 amino acids)
Biological process (GO): phototransduction; G protein-coupled receptor signaling pathway; cellular response to light stimulus
Cellular component (GO): plasma membrane
Molecular function (GO): G protein-coupled photoreceptor activity
Source: RefSeq, a predicted model, not a curated record
GUGGACAGGUCGGUCAUUUCCUGAAAUUAUAAUGUACUUCCCGUUUAUUGUAUGAUUGUUAACGAUAUUUAUAGUUAGAUAUAAAGUGUCCUGGGUAUCAAACUAUUGGUUAUUGUGUUCAGAUUCAAUACAGAAACAUGUUACUAAGAGUGGAAUGGAUAUCAUAUUUCACCGAAUCAUUUCUCGUGAACGGGCAAAAGAACACAAUUUUACAAUAGAUGAUUUGAACAAAAGUCCACUAGAACAUCAACGCAUUGUGUCAGUGUUGUUUUUGACUGAUUUAGUAUGUUCAUGUAUAACAGGACUUAUUGGAAAUACGCUGGUCAUUGGAGCUGUUAUGAUAUCAAAGAAGCUUAGAACAACUGGGAACAUGUUUUUCGUUAAUUUAGCAAUUGCUGAUUUCAUUGUUAUCCUGAUAGUGGAGCCUUUUAACUAUAUUGGAAUAAUAAAUGGAGCAGGACCAUACAUAGAGAACGUUUGGUUAUGUCACUUGGUAGCUAUUAUUUGCGUUAUGGCGUGCGUUUGCUCAACGAUGAAUCUAGCUGCUAUUGCUGUAAAUAGAUAUAUAAUGAUCAACAAGUUCCAGCUCUAUAAAAGAAUCUUUACCAAGAGAAACACGAUUUUGAUUUGUACUAGUUUGUGGUUUAUAGCCUAUUUGAUAGAACUGCCUAACUUGACAGGAUGGGGUGGUCAUACUUUCGACUUGAAGACACUUGGAUGCUCUUUCGACCGGUUGAUUUCACUUAGUUAUACAAUAUUUUUAAGUGUUACGGCUUUAUACAUUCCACUUUCGCUUAUCUUAUUUUGCUAUGUGAAGAUAUAUUUAUACGUUCGCCAAAGUAGACGACACAUUGCUUUGUCAGUUAAAUGCAAGACAAGACACAAGAGAGGUAGGAAAGAUGAAGUACGAUUGGCCAGAACAUUUUUUAUUGUAUUCAUAUCAUUUCUUAUCUGCUGGACACCAUAUGACCUGACAUUAUUUUUCGACAGGUCAGACAAAUGGCCUAGUUGGUUGUAUAUCUUAUUUAUGCAAGUAGGACAUUUUAAUAGUUCCUUGAAUAGCAUCUUGUAUGGAUUAACAAACAGACAUUUCAGAGAAGGAUAUAAAUUGUUUCUGUCAAAGUUCAUACCCGGUUUUCAUACGGUCUUUUGCUGA